AUUUUUUCUAAAGGGGAAGUAACUAUUGUUUGUUGACAAAAUUUCUAAAUUGUUAGAAAACGUGGGCGCUAAACAUGACACAAAUUAUCCUAAAUAAUGGCGUGAAGAUGCCAAUUAUUGGACUUGGAACGUUUAAGAUUAAAGGGAGUGAACUGGUAAAGACUAGUUUAGAAUCAGCUGUAGCCGCUGGAUACAGAGCUAUUGAUACUGCUGGUGUGUAUAAAAAUGAGGUUGAUAUUGGAAGGAGUAUAAACGAUAUUCUACCUCAGCAUGGUUUAACCCGAUCAGAUAUUUUUAUUACAAGUAAACUAGGACCCAAAGAUCAUGGCAAGGAAAAAUGUCGAGCUGCAUGUUUGAAAUCGAUCGCUGAUUUACAAUGUGAAUAUCUAGAUCUGUAUCUUAUACACUGGCCUGGAGGUCAAGGUCUUCAACCUAGCGACAUAAAACAUAAGCAGUUACGUCAGGGUAGUUGGCAAGCCAUGGAAGACUUAUAUGAGGAAGGUAAAAUUCGUGCUAUAGGUGUAUCAAAUUAUUUACAGAGACAUUUAGAAGAAUUAUUGGAAUAUUGCAGAGUGCGUCCAGUAGUCUUACAGGUUGAAUAUCAUCCACAUCUGGUACAACAUCAACUAGUAGAAUUCUGUAAGAAAAAUAAAAUAACUUUUCAAGCGUAUUCUUCACUUGGUACUUCUGAUACAGAGAACAAGCUUUUAAAAGAUGAAGUAGUGAACAGGAUAGCAAAAAGUUUAUCUAAAACAUCAGCCCAGAUACUACUUAGAUGGGCUGUACAACAAAACAUAGGUGUUAUACCUAAAUCAACUAACAUCAACCAUUUACAAGAGAAUAUUGAUAUAUUUUCAUUCAGUCUAUCAGAUGAUGAUAUGAAGAGUUUAACAUCACUCAACCAAUCACAACAUUACUGUUGGAAUCCAGAAUGUGUUUUAUAGUGUUGGUAUAGACAAUAUACAUACAAUAUAACUGGGAUGUCUUUCUAGACACAUUACUACAAAACAUUACAACCACUCAGUUGUUGUCACCCCUGUUCAUCUGUUGCUUGUGGACACUCUAGAAGCCAGUCAAAUUUUAAUCAUUUCUGACAAUUACUUCAUGGCUUAUUACUCGUCGUAAAUACUCACAUUCUCUUCAACAGAGGGGGGUUGGAUGGGUAAAUGGUUAGCGUGUGCUCAUUGUAUCAUAAAGUCUGUCAUUGAGUCAACUGGUGUGGUUUCGAUUCCCCUGUUGCACGUGACAAGGAGUAAGGUCGCCUGUCCAACCUCGUGGGUUUUCUCCGGGCCCUCCGGUUUCCUCCCACUGCUAAAAGACCCCUACACGUAAGCGAAUUAUUGAAAUAAAAUUAAACCAUAUGUUAGUCCCGAAAUGACCUAGUUUGUGUUGAGUGGAUGUUAAACCCCAUUUCUCUCUCCCCUCAACAGAAUAUAUAUGCUACAACCCGUGUGGACUGCCCGUAAAACUUAGCCAAUGUUGGUGUAUGUUACACUGCCUGGCAACCUACCUUUUAAAAUGUUAAUGAGUUGAUCGAAACAACGAUUGUCAGAAACUGUCACCUUUAUGUCUGGACUAAUCAAAUAAAACUACAGGACGAAUUCAUAGAUUAAUAUUCUGGGGGGUUGGUCACAAUAUACCUGUCACAUAGCCAGGUGAGUUAAAAUGACGUCUGCAUCACAACUUAAAUGAACCUACUCGAUCUGUCCAAUAUUCAUUAUUCUCAUAAUUUUUUUUUAAAAUGAUGUGGCAAGUUGAUCGGUGGUGUACUUUCUGUACAGUAUUAUGGCACCAUUUCACAUAGAGGGGAGUUGGAUGGCCGAAUGGUUAGCAUGUGUGCACUGUAUCAUACGGCCUGUCAUUGAGUCAACUAACGGUUUUCGAUUCCCGGUUGUAUGUGACAACGAGUAGGGUCGCCUGUCCAACCUCGUGGGAUUUCUCCGGGUCCUCCGGUUUCCUCCCACUGCCAAAGACCCCUACAACGCACAAGCAACAGAGAAGAUGGCUUGAUAGCUUCAUGCUUAGUUAUGGUGUACCUCUAGAUGUGCAGUCUGGGGAGGUUCUUGAGUUUUGGCCACCAACCACUACACAAAAAACAAACACACUUUCCGACAGUAAGCAGUGGUAUUGUUAGAAAAAUAAGUUUGUGUCAGGCAUCUUGUAUCCUUCUAUUGUCCUGUUAGAAAAACUACUUUUUUUUUUCAAGGCAGUAAACCAAAAAAGCUGCUCCCAGAAAAGUGCAGCCCGGGACGGACUCCCCCCAGACCCCUCGCCCUGCUAAUGUGGUAGUUAAUGGAGGGGAGGUUAUCAAUAAAACAAGUCUUCUAUUCAUUACAUUAUGUAUUUUAUUUAUUUUCCUUUUCUCAACAAACAUUAUUCAUGUGGUUAGAGUUAUCUUAUCUUACAGGUCAAUAUACAAACACAGUCAUUUAUGUUAAAAUGGAGGCUAGAAUUCAAUUACUGUCACAAUUAUUUAAAAUCAGUGUGCUGAAUAAUACGAGACCUUCACACAGCUAUUUAUAAUCAGUGUGCUGAUUAACACAGCUACAGUAUUUCUGAAAGUUCUCGACCCCUUUAAUUGAUUAAUCUGUAGGAAAUCUACGGUGCAAGGUUUUGGUGGAGGGUCAAUGUUCUCUAACAACUCGGCUUUCAUACAAUGAUUAUAAUUGAAAUAAUAAACAGAGCUGAUCCUUAAACAUAAUAUAGUCUGGUAUAUCAAGUCAUUUGCUACUGUGCAACAACUUGAUUAUCCAGUGCAGUAAAUGAAUUCUAGCCCAAUGAAUUGAACAUUGUAUUGUUUAUCUUUAUGGAAUUUGUGUAUACACCAGGUUACAAAAUGUUGCUAACUGGUCAAAUUGUCACAUAUUUUAUUUGCUACAGAUAAGACACUACACAAAAACUAUAAAUUUGAGCAUAUUUAAAAUGUGUUCUGACUUUUAUUUUAUGGCUUGUAAACUGAGUGACAUAACCUCUUCAGUCGGUGCCAGGCAAAUAUAAUCAAAACGUUGCUUUGUCAAAAAGCAGAACACAAAAGUUAUAUUUACAUACACUGAAACAAGCUGCUAACAAAAUGUUCAAUUUAGUAUGAGUGUAAGUCUUCAUUACAUCUAUCUAGAAAUCUAGUCAGCAGUGUCAGUGGGUUAGCUUUAUUGUAAGGAAGUGUAAAUUAAUUAGUGACAAUUUAUAUGAUUUUAUUAUUAUGUACAAUAUUUGAACACUCCUAGUAAAAAAUAAAUACAUUUGAUAUACCAUAAUAUAUUAUCUUAUUGUAAUGUUAUCAUCAUAGGCAGGAAUAACAAUAAAACUAUAGGGGGGAGUAAUUCACACAGUUCUCUCCCCUUAUGAGUUUAGCAAGGUGUCUUUGUUCCAGAAUAAAA
Patella vulgata (common limpet) is the source of this 3377-nucleotide messenger RNA. Its product is annotated as glyoxal reductase. Gene Ontology annotation, molecular function: oxidoreductase activity. Lineage: Eukaryota; Metazoa; Mollusca; Gastropoda; Patellidae. The transcript has 8 exons. Bases 75 to 944 code for a protein of 289 amino acids. The record is from RefSeq and is a predicted model, not a curated record.